GUAUCAUUCUUCUAUCACCUGCCAAUUACUAUGUCUACCUAUACUCUCCGCCAUUUUCCAAUCCAAGCCCGUCCUGAAACCUGCCGUGCAUUGCUAAGUUACGAUGGUGGGGAUUAUACCAGCGAACACCCUGUCUGGCCGAUGGAAAAGUCAAAGCAACCGUUUGGGAAAGUUCCUGUGCUGAUUGAGACCGACGCAUCGGGAAAUGUAUUCCAACUCAGCGAUUCUAUGGCGAUUGAGCACUACUUGGCAACAAAGAAAGGUUUGAUGGUUGAUUCCAGUCCGCAGGACCGCGCCCGCCAGGAUGAGCUGCGCAGCCAGAUCCUAGACAUUUUUCUUUUCGCACCGCAGUAUCGUUUUGCCACUGAGGAGGCACGCAAGACUAUCAAAGAGCAGUAUGUCACCCAAGCCAAGUUCUUUAUCGAUUUCCAUGAGAGCCACCUCAAGAACAACGGCUCCAACGGGUACUAUUUUGGCAGCAAGAUCACCUAUGUGGAUAUCGCACUUGUGGCUACCAUGAGAGCGCUGCGUAGGUUCGGCGAUGAAAGCAUGCCAGGGAUGACCGGAUAUCUUUCACCAGAGAGGACACCCCUGAUCAACAAGGUUCUUGAUGUGGUGGGCAAUGAUCCGAAGCUUGCAAAAUUCUUUAGCGAGCCUCGUGUCAAGCCUGCCGUUCUGUAGCAUGUGUACUUUGUAUUGGUUGGCGAUAAUAGGAUGCUCGCAACAAGCGGUGUUGAC
This is a messenger RNA of Linderina pennispora, 738 nucleotides long. RefSeq lists its product as uncharacterized. Gene Ontology annotation, biological process: glutathione metabolic process. Gene Ontology annotation, molecular function: glutathione transferase activity. Bases 31 to 681 code for a protein of 216 amino acids. The record is from RefSeq and is a predicted model, not a curated record. The transcript has a single exon. Lineage: Eukaryota; Fungi; Kickxellomycota; Kickxellomycetes; Kickxellales; Kickxellaceae.